Molecule: messenger RNA, 1475 nt
Organism: Cucurbita pepo subsp. pepo (vegetable marrow)
Lineage: Eukaryota; Viridiplantae; Streptophyta; Magnoliopsida; Cucurbitales; Cucurbitaceae
Product: palmitoyl-monogalactosyldiacylglycerol delta-7 desaturase, chloroplastic
Biological process (GO): very long-chain fatty acid biosynthetic process
Cellular component (GO): endoplasmic reticulum membrane
Molecular function (GO): palmitoyl-[glycerolipid] 7-desaturase activity
Source: RefSeq, a predicted model, not a curated record
UUUCUUUUUAUUUUUCUUUUCCGUUUUGUUUGAGAAUGAACACAAGCCACAACUCUGUUCGCACACUAAUCGCCUCAGAUUCCUUCACAAACUGACAACUUUUCCCUUCCAUUUAUUAACUCCCCACAAACAGUUGCUUACUUCAGAGUCGGCUGCUUUUUUCCUAUGGCGCUUCUCAAUUCUCGACCGACCCAUUCCAAAUUCCACCGCUUAACAUCCCUCCGCCGCGAAAUCCACCGUCCACGCCUGCCGAUCAUUCGUUUAACUCCGAUCCCUGGUGACCCAUUACCCUUAAAUUAUGUGGGUUGUUGCGAUUUCAAAGCCCUAAGGCUGAAUUCACCAAUUCAGAUUCAAAACAGAGCAAUUCCACCGCCGGCAGAGGCAUUUGAGUCACAGUCGCCAACGCCGCCAACGCCGCUGGCUGCGGCGGAUGGAAGGAGGAUUUUGUUGUCGGACGUGGUGGUGAGGCGGCAGAGGGAAGUGUUUUGGGGUCGGAAAUGGACAUCAUUAGACAUCGGAACCGCAGGAGUUGUUGUGGCGACGCAUUUACUCACUCUGUUGGCUCCAUUUCAUUUCAAUUGGGCUGCUUUUUGGGUUGCGAUUUCUCUGUACAUUGCCACUGGUCUUUUCGGCAUAACCCUUUCAUUUCAUCGAAAUCUCUCUCACCGGAGCUUCAAACUUCCCAAAUGGCUCGAAUAUCUCUUCGCCUAUUGUGGAGUUCAAGCCCUUCAGGGAAAUCCAAUUGAUUGGGUUAGUACCCAUAGAUAUCACCAUCAAUUUUGUGAUUCAGAAAGAGACCCACAUAGUCCAAUUGAAGGGUUUUGGUUUAGCCAUAUGAGUUGGCUGUUUGAUACCAAUUCUAUAGUUCAGAGGUGUGGAGAGCCAAACAAUGUCGGGGAUUUGCAGAAGCAGCCAUUUUACAGGUUCAUUCAGAAUACAUAUCUUCUUCAUCCCAUUGCUCUUGCUGCUUUGCUCUAUGCAAUUGGAGGGUUCCCAUUCAUUGUUUGGGGAAUGGGUGUGAGAAUAGUUUGGGUAUACCACAUCACCUGGCUGGUGAAUUCAGCUUGCCAUGUUUGGGGAAAACAAGCUUGGAAAACAGGGGAUUUGUCUAGAAACAAUUGGUGGGUGGCAUUGCUUGCAUUUGGGGAGGGAUGGCACAACAACCACCAUGCGUUUGAGUUCUCGGCCCGACAUGGCCUAGAGUGGUGGCAGCUCGACAUGACAUGGUACGUGGUUCGGCUUCUUCAAGCUCUUGGUUUGGCUACAGAUGUGAAGAUACCAACACAAGUUCAGAAAGAAAAAUUAGCUAUUAUCAAUACCACAUGAUUUUAUACUAACUUUUUUGUAAGCCAUAUCUCAAAACCAGAAACUGUAUGUCUUCUCAUUUUGACAUCCACGUGGUUUCUAAAGGCAAAAUAUACAUAGAGGGGUAACAUUUCAAUUGGAAAGUAUUAGAAUUUUUCAACGUUACAUAA